Molecule: messenger RNA, 1292 nt
Organism: Mercenaria mercenaria
Lineage: Eukaryota; Metazoa; Mollusca; Bivalvia; Venerida; Veneridae
Product: peroxidasin homolog pxn-1-like
Exons: 8
Coding region: 60-1277 (405 amino acids)
Biological process (GO): response to oxidative stress
Molecular function (GO): heme binding; peroxidase activity
Source: RefSeq, a predicted model, not a curated record
UCAACAUUGACAUCACUAGCAGCGACAAGUUUUCUGACAUAUUUACACCUGGUUAUUGUAUGGAAGUCAAGCGAUCAGCAGCACUUUUCUGUCCAGAUGCGCAGUCCAAUGGGGUACCACAGAGGCAACAGAUAAAUGCUAUAACUUCUUUUAUCGACGCCUCUAAUGUGUAUGGAUCGUCGGAUUCGACACAAAAAGCUUUACGCCGCCAGAACGAUAAAACGUUCUUACUGAAGACAGCGGUCGAUAGAAAUCAGUUUAAUGAGGAGCGAAUUCCAGAAGUUCCAGAAGAUGCAGAAGAUUUAGCAGAUAGUUGCACGCCGACCGAGCCUAACCAGAAAUGCGCAUUUGCAGGGGACUUAAGAGUGAACGAGGUUCCAACACUGACGACGAUCCAUUUUCUCUUCGUACUGGAACAUAAUAGGAUUGCAGAAGAACUGAAAGAUUACUACGACGACGAUGAAACAGUCUUCCAAGAGACAAGAAGAUUACUGAUCGCGAUCAUGCAGAAGAUUGUUUAUGACGAGUUUCUUCCAGCAAUUUUCUCAAAAAAGGGAUUGCAGAAGUACAAACUUCGUAGCACAGUUAAAUACCAAUAUGAACCAGAGACAAAUCCCUCCCUAAUUAAUUCCUUCGGCAUAGCCUACCGUGUUGGACAUUCUUGGAUACCACAACAAAUGAAGCUAUUUAGUCAAGAUCUUACACAAAAUAUACCGCCAGAUUUUUCUCUGGACACAGAAGAAGUUUACUUCAAUCCUAACAUGACUUAUGCUGAGGAUGGUUUUGCAAGGAUUGCCUACGCAUUAUCCGGUCGCCGGUCCCCCGACAUUGACAAUAUAGUAGAAGAACCAGCAAGAAGCCGCUUAUUCUUGGAUGAAGCCAGGAAUAUAGCAUUUGACCUUUGUGCAUUGAACAUACAAAGAGGGCGUGAUCAUGGCCUUCCAUCCUAUAAUAAGUACAGGGAGUUCUGCAAUUUAAAGACUGUCGAUGAAAAGUGGGACGAAGAUGACUACGGUGAUUCUGGACUUACUGACCACACGUACGGAAUAAGACGGCAACUGAAAAAGGCUGGCUAUAGUUCGCCACGUGAUAUUGACCUGUUCACGGGAGGCAUAUCUGAGAAAAGUGUCAAAGGUGGGAGUCUUGGUCCAACGUUUGAGUGCUUGAUUGGUGAACAAUUUAAACGACUGAAGUUCGGUGACCGAUUUUGGUAUCAGAACAAAGAUGCGGGCUUCAAGAAAAGUAGGGACCUAACUUGUUUUUGUCCGUGUUUGUAAAAAUUAACAUGUCUG